Messenger RNA from Acanthopagrus latus (yellowfin seabream), 4828 nucleotides. RefSeq lists its product as uncharacterized. The transcript has 8 exons. The coding region runs from base 299 to 1309 and encodes 336 amino acids. NCBI's taxonomy places the organism in Eukaryota, Metazoa, Chordata, Actinopteri, Spariformes, Sparidae. The record is from RefSeq and is a predicted model, not a curated record.
GUGCCGACGUCACGCCUCCCGUGGGUGAAACACGAUGCUGCGGGAGGUGCACGUGGUCUGUUGUUUACUUCUUCCAGGAACGUUGGAGGGGCCGUGGAGGGGCGAGGAGGAGGAGGAGGAGGAGGAGGAGGAGGGGGCGAGGUUGUGAAACAGUGUUCCUGGAUAGAGUUUCAUUGCUCAGCAUUUGAAGAGACGCGCAGACUGACACUGCCGCCGGGAAAAUGUCACGCUGAACCCCCACAUUUAUCCUCCCGAAGGGCACUUUGAACAGCGUCAGACCUCCACAAUUAAAACUAGAAUGCCUCAGCUUGGAAGCCUUCUCACCCAGUUUCAUCUCAGCUCCAAACCCUCAGAAAGUGCUCCAGGCCAGAGCGCGCCUCAGACACCGACACUCCCUGAGUUUGUACAACAUGUCGGGAAACUCACCGGUUUGAGAAAGGACGACAUCUACUGCAAUCUGCGUAUCCCCGACCAGCGGAACACCUUAAAGGAUGACAUCAACAUCGUUAUCCUCACAGGCCAGGGGAUCUUCUGCAUGGACGUGAAACCCUGGAGAGGCGCAGUGUCCGCUCACAACCAAAACUGGCACGUGCAGGUGAAAGAAGAGGACCAAAACUUUACCAACACCUGCAUCGAGCAGACUGAAGAUCCCCUCAAAGCUAUCACGACCAAGACAGCUAACCUGUGUGGCCACCUGAAGAGGAGCGGGGUGUCGGUGCGCCAGAGCCUCUUCUUCCCCAGAGUCGUCUUCCUCUCCCCAGACUGCGAGCUGGACGAGGAGCUGAGGAAGAGGAGGGAGCUGGUCUCCCACAGCCAGAUAGACGCCUUCCUCCGGUCUUUCAGGGAGGGCUACGUGGCCUGGAUGUCGGACGCCCUGACUCCCUCCUGGCUCUCUGGUCAUCUGUCCUACAAGCAGAUGGAGUCGGUGCGGGAGGUCCUGAGGAGGGUGGGAACGUGGGAUCUGCUGCGACUGCACUGCGGCGAGCAGCUGAAAGGAGACUACCAGGGCUGCCAGUACAUCGCCCUGAACCGACAGGAGACGGACACACUCGAGUUCUCCAGGGCCAAGGCCCUGUCAACCGAUUCGCUGUGGGCCCUGCUGGGUCACGCUCCUCAGAGGGCAGAAGAUGUGUGCGACGUGAGCCGCGGCCUCGCUCUUCCAGGCAUCUGUCCUGUCGUGAGAGGUGGCACCAGAUGCAUCCACAAAAAGCCACCGUGGAAGCAACUAGGUCCUCGUACCGGUUUAUAUAAUGAGGAUUAUUCAGGAGGAGCAGAAAAUGGAGUCUCCUUACUCACAUUCAGCAUAUAGAGUGUCUGCUAAUUGCAUAGCUGAGAAAGAACAAUUGAGUUCCUCCGACCGUAACUUGACUACCACCAGCCCGUCAGCUGAUUAAUACAAGCAGAGCCGCCAAGGCUGAUUCGCCGACAGCAUCCCCGGCUGACAAAUAAUCGGACCUCGGUUGCCGGAGUUACAUCGUCUUCGCCUCUCUCCGACUGGAUUCCGCACAGAUGCAGCUUGUUAAUUCAACUCCACGCUGACAUUCCUCUCUGUUUGGCCAUCUCCCAGGCUGCACGCGUCCCCGGCCCGUAAUGGACAGGCUGGUGCGCCUGGUGCUUAGCACAGAAAAGACGGAGAGGGGAGACAUCAAGCGCUUUGUGGUGAUAAUGAAUGGAGGCACACAAAAGGCCAGGAGCUGGCCAUUUACAAAGCCCGCAAACUCCGCUGUCUAAAUAGAUGAUAUUGGCAGCCGCCAUGGCUUUUUGGUCUCCUUUUUUAUAUAGAGACAAAAAGGCUUCAGCCAUUUAAAGAAAAUAUUAACAGUGGCCAACACUAUUCAUUAUACAUCAUCUGUAAUUCUAGUCUUAUGUAUGAUGUGAAACAUUUCAUUUGCAGUUCACAUAGAACGAAAGAUAUUGAUUAAGUAGAAUCAACUUAAAAUGUUGUGAAUUCAGUUUUGGAGAAAUCCCCUGUGCGCAAAACAUCAUGUUCUCUGAGAGGAUUGGGACACCACGGUGAUGAUCAGGAGCUGCAGCAACUACUCGUUUAAUCGAUCACAAAAGUGUCGAACAUAUGUUACAUUGAACUUUUAAAAUGUGAGGAUUUGUCACUUUUCUUUGAGCAAGACUCUUGGGUUUUUUCUUGACUCAAGAGGUGAUUUGAAGACAUCACUUUAGGCUCUAGUAUUUUUUGGGAACAUUUUAUAGACUAAAUGAUUACUAGAUUGAAGCUCCUGUUAGUAAAGAUAGUUUGUUUUUUCAGUCUCAUUCCAAAUUCCUCAAAUACUGAUGUUUUCGGAUGGCUUUUGUCAUGGGAGUAAGAGGGAGAUUAAUCGAUAGUGAAUAAUCACAGCCCCAGGGGGAGUCCAUGGCUUGUGAAUAGAAGUUGUUUGCCCCUCGUAAAUCAACAGAAGUGUGUACUCUCAGUUACCAGACACAAACCGAUUACUUAAAAAGUUGUUUCAUGGAAGGCACCCAAACCAAAGUUGUUCAAAGAAUGAUUUUCUGUACAAAAGAUUCCUGAGGAAUUUCCCAGGAAAGAAAAAGAUCUUUUUCGCUGCACAGUGUUUUGUUUUUUUUUUUCAACAGAAAUGAAAAUUGUGAGGGGAAAUUACCAGGAUGUUCAGAUCUUCUGUAAUUGCAGCAUCGCUCUCGAAAAAGGAAACUGGAAUUGGAAAUAAUUUGCACCCGAGUGUGUGUGUGUGUGUGUGUGUGUGUGUGUGUGUGUGUGUGUGUGUGUGUGUGUGUGUGUGUGUGUGUGUGUGUGUGUGUAUGUGUAGGAAGCUACAGAGGAAAGCUAACCAUGCAAUUACGCAUGAGAAGAGUGCUGCGGAAUCACAAGUGUCUGUAAUGAACUAGUGAAGACACCAGCACUUACGCAGUGGAAGGCGAUGAUAAAAGCUGCCUUGUAAUAGCGUGUGAUUAAACUUGGUUAAAAAAAAAAAAAAAAUCUAUUUUUUCACUCAAGCACUAAGCCACCAUGAAGAGUCCCGUGGAGAGAUUCUGCAUCUGUCAGUUUGAAGAUGACUCAAUGUGCUUCCUCCAAAUUCAUCACCCAGCAUGCAGUACCAGUCAUUCUAAAGGGCUCUUCAGGCGCUCUUUUGUUAAUUUAGUUAAACAUCAACCGGUAGGGUUCAUGUUUUACACAGUCCUACUUAACACAGGUGGAGAUUGAGUUUCAGUAAAUUUGAAUACAUGUUUAAAAUAAAAAAAGCCAUUAAUAUUCAUUAGGAAAUAAUUUAUUUGAAGGUGGGAUGAGCCGCGGUUGGGCAAGACAGACAGUAGGUGUUACUAACUGAGGUACUGAGCAUAGAUAUCAUAUGUUUCAAGGGUGUCGAAAUGUACUGAUCACGAUGAAAACGUGAUAUUGGAGUUGUGUUAGUAAUACACAUAUGUCAAUAUGAUGUUGAUAAUCCAGCAUAAAUGUUUGUUUGCCAAAAAAAGAGACAAAACACACAUUAAUCAAAGGUUUUUUUUUUUAAUUUGAAGUUUCACGAUGAUAUCUCUUAUGUGAAUUUGUUUGGCCACCACACUGAAAAUCUGAUAAUCGUGACAACCCUUGUGUGUUCAUACAGUUAUAUGGUAUACAUAAACACCAAAUAGCUUAUAUUAUGAUAUUGCAUAAGAAUAUCUUUAUGUUAACGUACUGUAUAUCAAGAUAUCACAGUUAUAUAGGAUAAAAAUCAUAUGUAAAAUAAUUAAUUUGAUAUGAAUUAUGUUUAGCUGUGAAGCUUCACAUCACACAAAACAGUUAAAAUGUGUCUAAAUAACUUUUUUAUUUUCUUCUAGUCAAUUCUUAUUACAUAAUUUGGUUAUAUAUAACAACAUAUGUUUAACUGAAACGAUCCAAACAUAAGUCGAUGUGCAGGAAUUGAACCAACUACUAUUUUUUAAGAGUCCAACGAUACUUGAUGUUUGGAGCCGAUACCAAUAUCAUUAUAGCGGCUGAUAUGCACACAUUUGUUGUAGUGAUCCCAGAAAGAUGGUGAUUAAACACAUGUGGCAAAUACACAUAAUGGAUGUAUGACGUCAAUGCACUAAAACAGGAAACAUCACUGGGAAUUUAAUACUUAAACAUAAUCUCAAAGAUCUUUUUCUGCAUUAUUAUCCUUCGAAAGAAUGUUUUCCCAUUAGCGCCUAUUGGGCAACAUAUACGUCAAUACUGAUAUAUCUGUAACAGGCUGAUAAUAUCAGCCAGCAGGUAUGUCAGGAAAACGUCCUCUGCCUCAAACUUGUCAGACACGAGGAUUAGAUGCUUUGUUUGCUCCACUUCAUAAUAACCAUCAUUGAUAAAUGGUAGAUGUAUAGUUAUUUAAAAGUUAGUUCAUAGAUAUUUCACUGUGAACACACAAUAAGAUGCUUUAUAAACCAAUUGUAAAGGUUUACAAACAUCAGUUUGUAACUUUAUGAUUGCUGUCCAAAUAAUGUUGAUAGAUGAACUAUACAGUAUUUGAUGAAAGUAUGUGCAACCCUAACCCUUAUAGUAUUAUUAACAUUCAAAAAACAACACCUGCUUGAUACACGGUUUAUAAAGCAUUUAGCUGUUUGUUUACAGUCAGAUAUCUAUUAAGUAGAGCUUAAUUUACUCUAAAUUAAUCAUUUCUAUUGAUGUCAUUAUGAAUAAAUAAAUAUAACUCCUCUUCUUUGUCAUAUAUUAUAGUAAAAUAAAUGAGUUUUUGAUCAUUUUUGUCUCUGGGAAACUACGAUAAGCAUUUUUUUUACUAUUCCUCUGAUAUUUUAUGAAGAAUUUGAUUAAUUAAGAAUAUAAUGGUCAGAUUAAUCAGUAAUGAAAUAAUCAUCAGUUGCAGGAAUAUGAUAUGAUCACAUUGUC